AUCAGCUAGUAGUCGACUAGAGUUGAGUUCAAUGGUUUCUGCCUGAAGGAACUCGUUAAAAGCAUUCAACUAAGCGACGUUGUUGACGUGGCUGAAUUUUCAAGCGUCAUAAGCAGUAUCAGGAAGUUUUCUGUAGUUGCGAGACUUUUUUGUUUUCUCCGAUAUUUAAUAAAGUAACAGAAAUGUCCGCUAAAUAUGUGACUUGUGUGAGCAUAAUUUUAGCCAUCUCCAUGUUGGCAAAUAAACUUCAGGGAGCCGCAAUUGAUUCAAAAGCUUCUGAGCAACUGUUAAAAGCAACUCCUUUAAACGUUUUAUCAUUUCUGUCCGAACUUUAUUCCAUUCAAGCUAAAUCCUUGAAUGAAACUUUGACAAGCUGUCCAAGUUUCUGGACUCGAACAGAAAAAGAGUUUAGUGAAAAAGAAGAAACAGGCAUUCUAGGUUCAAUCACAAAGCUUCAAGAGCUAUGCCCAAAUAAGGAAAAUUUCACUAUAGUUUGUAAAGGUGCUAUUUGGAUUUCAGAUUAUGUUUGCACAGCAAGUCAAGAUGAAAAUUAUCAGCUACCAGCUGUCCAAGAUCUGAAAAAUCUGACUAGUGUCAAUGGUUUGUGCCAAGCACUUGUUGGAAAUGUAAAUCUUACACAGAAACUAUGUAACAUAGUAAAAACGAGUGCAAAACCCAAUCAAGCUUUGAAGAUAUUGAAAGUAAAUGAGAAAUCUGAAAACAUUUGUACCUUGCCUGGUAAUGAAACACAAGAACAGUGUAUUCAAUAUUGUGGUGGAAACAAACAGCCACUAUGCAAAAUUAUUCUACAAAGCUUAAGAACAAUUGUUUCUUUGGAAGAAAAGAAAGAACAUUUGGCAGAUACCAGUACUAAUGGUGAUACAGACUUAACAGCAAGCAAUGGCAAUCUUUCUUCAUAUCCUUCUUUGACAGACCCACCUACCAUCAAGACGACGGUCAUUGUUCAACAAAGUCAGACUGAACGAAAUGUACAAGGGAUGACUUCACAGAACAACAAGGAGUCCUUAAAUUCUACGACGCAGUCUAUCAGCACAGUCACCCCCGUUACGAUAAACAACGAAACGCCUGCGAUGUCUUCUGUGCUGUCUAAUAAAACUCAUACAAAAUCUCCGUCAACAGUGGCAACAUAUAUUGAAACAUCUUCGGCAACGGAAGUGACUGUUACUGACGAAGAAUUUGGAUUGGACGACUUUUCUGCUGACAAGCCACCGAUAAAACCUGCCGAUGAAGAUCCGCCAUUAUAUGAGGAUGGUGACGAGGCGCUUAAAGAAGAAAAAGAGUUAAACAAGGAAGAAGAAAGAAUUCCUAAUGAAACACAAAAGGCUGUUCAUAAUUAUGAUUCGUCAUCAGAUACUGAUGCUGAUCCAGUCAACACGCACUUCCUUUUCUAUUUUAUUGCCUUCGCCGUGCUGUCUGCAAGUGGCUAUCUAGUGUUUAUACGCAGGAAAUAUCUAAUCGCAUUGGUGUUGGAAGGUCGUUCAAAUUCAAGUAGAAGACGCAGUAGCUCCUUUCGGGAACGUCCUUCGUCUGGGAGUUAUCGCAAGCUGGUUAAUAACCUUGAAGAAGCCAUAACAUCAAAUUCCGUCAAAAAUUCUAAUGUAAUAUAUUGAAUGCAUUUGUUGAAUAAGUUCAUGUAUAAAGUACGUAAUCGAAUAAAUUGCUAUAUAAUUCA
Messenger RNA from Daphnia carinata, 1693 nucleotides. RefSeq lists its product as uncharacterized. The transcript has a single exon. Lineage: Eukaryota; Metazoa; Arthropoda; Branchiopoda; Diplostraca; Daphniidae. The record is from RefSeq and is a predicted model, not a curated record. Bases 183 to 1631 code for a protein of 482 amino acids.